Alosa sapidissima (American shad) is the source of this 4806-nucleotide messenger RNA. It is a transcript of the gene gc2, whose product is annotated as guanylyl cyclase 2. Gene Ontology annotation, molecular function: ATP binding; guanylate cyclase activity; peptide receptor activity. Gene Ontology annotation, biological process: cGMP biosynthetic process; intracellular signal transduction; receptor guanylyl cyclase signaling pathway. The transcript is spliced from 18 exons. NCBI's taxonomy places the organism in Eukaryota, Metazoa, Chordata, Actinopteri, Clupeiformes, Clupeidae. The coding region runs from base 1 to 3351 and encodes 1116 amino acids. The record is from RefSeq and is a predicted model, not a curated record.
AUGCAACACCAGCUCUGUGCCUUCCACAGCAAUCCACAAACAUGGCCUAAGAGAGAACACCUGACUCCUGACCACCCACUCCCAUCGUCCACUCCUCACCUCGAGUGUAAACCUGGGCUUCUGUGGCUCCUGCUCAUUCUGGUCAGCCUCGUCCCGUCUAGGUCUCACGCUGCUGCCGUCUUCAGGGUAGGAGUCGUGGGACCUUGGAAUUGUGACCCCAUAUUUGCCAAGACCAUGCCAGCUGCUGCUGCCCAGCUCGCGGUCAGUAGGAUUAAUCAGGACGCCUUGCUUUCGAAGAUUGCCACCUUUGACUAUGUGAUUCUGGAGGAGGAUUGUGAGACGUCCCGCGCUCUGGGUCGCUUCCUGCACUAUUACACACGGGCCGCAGCCUUCAUCGGGCCUGCCAACCCUGGUUACUGGGACGCCGCCUCACUACUGGGCAAAAACUGGGGCAAGGCCAUGUUUUCUUGGGCAUGUGUGGGGAGUGAGUUGGACGAGCUCCGUAGGCAUCCCAACUUUGCCUGCACCGUGCCACUACCCACACUCGUGCUGUUGAGCGUCAUGCGCCAUUUCCGCUGGGCGCACGUUGGCAUCAUCUCGUCUGCAGAUGAUAUUUGGGUAGAGACGGCCAGUAAGUUGGCUAAUGCCUUGCGCGGACAUGGCUUGCCCGUAGGUAUUGUCGCAUCUGUGGGCAAUGACCCUGACAGCAUGCGCAAGACCUUGGCCAAGGUCAAGAAAAUGGAGGAACUACGGAUGGUGGUGCUCUGCAUGCACUCUGUCCUGAUUGGUGGCCAGGUCCAGAAGCUCGUGCUGGAGACAGCUCACGACAUGCGUCUGACCGACGGCUCUCUGAUGUUUGUACCCUAUGACACGCUGCUCUACAGCCUACCCUACAUGGACGUGCCUCAUCCCGCACUGCGCAACAACAGCAAACUGCUGCGUGCCUACGACGCAGUGCUGACUAUCACCGUGCAAUCCCAGCAGCACUCCUUCUAUCAAGCCUAUCAGCAGGCUGUGGAUUCGGGGGAGCUUCCCUCCAACAUCAAACCUCAGCAGGUCUCCCCACUGUUUGGGACCAUCUAUAACUCUAUCCUGUACCUGGCCUAUACCAUGAAACACAUGAGGGACUCAGGAAAGCGCAUAUAUGGGGGAAACCUGGUCAGUCAUGCUCGCAGCGUGUCUUUCCAGGGUUUCAGUCACCCAGUCCGGAGUAGUACCUCCGGGGCGGGGCUGCUGGACUUUGUGAUUCUGGACACAGAUGGGCUGUCGUGGGAGCUGCGCCCAACACACAGGGUAGAGAUGGAGCUGGACAUGGUACGGUAUCUGGGCAAGCCCAUUCACUUCCCCAACGGAGUGGCCCCUAAGACAGACGCCGGCUGCUGGUUCACACACAGCAUCAUUUGCUCAGCAGGUGUGGAUCCUUUUGCUGCAGUCAUCAUGGCAGUGUUCACGUUUCUGGUAUUCCUCUGCUUUGCUGGGAUCUACUACUUUAUUAGGAGAAAAAUUAGUCAAAUUAGUUUGGUCAGAGGCCCCAAUAGGAUCUUGCUGACCCUGGAUGAUGUUACUUUUAUUAACCCAUCUCUAAGCAACAAGAAAUUCAGUAUUCAGGAUGACAGCAGGGCCAAUAGCGUGAGGAAGAGCAGUUCUGACCGAAGCUUAAAGUCGCACUUCUCCUCCCAGUCACCUGCCACAUACGAGAACUCCAAUGUGGCUGUCUAUGAGGGCGACUGGGCCUGGCUGAAAAGACUCCCACAUGGAGAGUUCAAGACCAUUACCCCUGGAACCAGUGAUGUGUUUGGGGUGAUGAAGGAGUUAAGACAUGAGAAUGUCAAUUCUUUUCUGGGUUUCUUCCACGACUGUGGAGUCUUUGCCAUCAUGACAGAGUUCUGCACCCGUGGAAGCCUGGAAGACUUGCUCAUCAACGAUGAUGUUCCACUUGACUGGAUGUUCAAAUCCUCUCUGAUAAUGGACCUCAUAAAGGGCAUGAAGUAUUUACACCACAAGAAUGUUUGUCACGGCCGACUAAAGUCAAGGAACUGCCUUGUUGAUGGACACUUUGUACUUAAAGUCACAGACUAUGGCUACAAAGAGGUGUUGGAGGCACAGAAGUUCCCUUAUGAAGAACCACCUGCUGAGGACCUUCUUUGGACUGCUCCUGAGAUCCUACGGGGUCCCUCUCCAGGCCAUCAUGGCAGUUUCCCAGGCGACGUGUACAGCUUUGCCAUCAUAACACAGGAAGUAGUGAUGCGUGGACUGCCAUACUGCAUGUUGGAGCUAUCUGCUGAAGAUAUCGUUGAGAGGAUCCGGAGGCCUCCGCCACUGUGCCGGCCUGAAGUGACCAGUGGAUACGCCCCUGUGGAGUGUAUCCAGUUAAUGAAACAAUGCUGGUCUGAGGAACCUGAUAAACGACCAACCUUUGGGCAGGUAUUUGAUCAGUUUAAGAACAUAAACAAAGGAAAAAAGACAAAUAUAAUAGACUCCAUGUUGAGGAUGCUGGAGCAGUAUUCCUCUAACCUGGAAGAACUUAUUAGAGACAGGACUGCGGAAUUGGAGGUUGAAAAACUGAAGACAGAGAAACUUCUGACUCAGAUGCUUCCUCCGUCAGUGGCAGAGUCCUUGAAGCUGGGCUAUGUGGAACCUGAGCACUUUGACAGUGUGUCUGUAUACUUCAGUGACAUUGUGGGUUUCACAACCAUCUCAGCCAACCUUGAGCCGAUUGAGGUGGUGGAAGUUCUCAACGAUCUCUACUCGCUGUUUGAUGCUGUCAUUGCCAAUCAUGACGUCUAUAAAGUGGAGACCAUUGGUGACGCCUACAUGGUAUCAUCAGGAUGCCCAGUGCCAAAUGGGAACCGCCACGCUGCAGAAAUAGCCAAUAUGGCGCUGGACAUCCUGAGUGCGGUGGAUACCUUCAAGAUGAAGCAUAUGCCAGAGGUGCCUUUGAGGAUACGCAUCGGCAUACACACAGGUUCAUGUGUGGCUGGAGUUGUGGGCUUAACAAUGCCGAGGUACUGCCUGUUUGGAGACACCAUCACCACUGCCUCCAGAAUGGAAUCAACCGGAAUGCCCCACCGAAUCCAUAUUCACAGCAGCACAGUUCAGAUCCUCCUGAGUUUAAAGCAAGGCUACAAGGUGGAGUUAAGAGGCAAGGUAGAAUUAAAGAACAAGAUACCGGAAGAGACGUACUGGCUGAUUGGAAAGGAUGGCUUCACCAAACCUCUCCCUGGAACAGGAACUGGCCAGAAGGAUUUGAAGCUGCUUCUCCAUAAAGCGGUCAGGAAGAUCUCCACUGUGCGUCAGGUGGCUCUACUUGGCAUGAUGGAUGAAGGCAAUGUAAUGAUGCACCACCACUAACGCCCGUUCCACCACGUUGGUUGCUGGACCGUUUCACCUCUAUCGGGAGGAUUAUGACUGGAAUGCUGAGUUGGAAUACAGGCAUUCCAUUCCAUGAACACUUAAGAACAAGUCCACACAGGAUCUAAGGUUGACAGUUUUCUUGGCUGGUCAGAUUUUGUUUCAUUGUCAUGCUCUAAUGUUAUAGGCGGGAAAUCUGGGGGAAAGGCUGGUAUAAUGUUGUUGGACAUGGCAAGAUUAAAGAAGAACUCAAAAAACACACAUUCAUUGUUGUGAACAUCUCUGUUCACAACAAUGUCUCUCUGAGAUGUCUGAGAGAGCCGACAGUCCAGCAAUGUGCAAGGAGAUUAGCGGCUGGUUUUCAAAUAUGGAACACCUUUGGAGGCGACGUCACAAGAGCAGCUAAAAUUACCCUGUGGGAUUUGAUGACUCAGCAAUGGGUGGAUCAGAUUUGUCGGGACGACCAAUCAGAGAGGGUCAGAUAAGGAAGACCAAUGAGAGAGAGAGGUUUUGUUCAAUGCUCAUAAUGCACCUAACUCCUGUGGGUUUAGUUCUUAUUCCUCUUAAUAUUAUUUUUCUACAUUUCACUUUUUGUCACUGGUAUACAGUGCCGGUCAACAUCAUUCCUGGUGUAUGAAGACUCAGAUCAAAGCCACAACAGUCUCUCUCUCUCCCUCUCUCUCUCUCUGUCUUUUUUUUCUCUCUCUGUCUUUUUCUCUCUCUCUCUCUUUCUCUCUCUUUUUCACUCUUUCACAUACUGCAUGGAGUCUACAGAGAGAAAACAGAGAAGCACUGGGGGUCUUCUCAUUUGGUACAGAGGCAUCACACCAGAAACUAGUGAUUUGUGCAGUGCCUAAGUGAUUCUUUGUGUGACUUUUUGUCGUUCUUAAAUAGUGUGUCUAUAUACUGCAUAUGUUCAAUAACGUCAACUUUGACUGACACUUCCUGCCUUGAAUGGCACCAAAUAUUAUCUCUGUUAUAAUUAUGGUUAUAUUUCUCAUAUUUUUAAAAAGUUAGUGAUAGCCCUAUAUACAAAUCAUCCAAUGAAUUGAGAGUAUGGCCCUUAUCUUCUGUAAAUUUGAUUACUUUAAUUUUCGGUGUUAUUUUCAUUGAUGCAUAAAUGAAAUGGGUAACGAUGGCCACGGUCAAAUGUCAAAGUAGAAACUAAGUCUAUUUCAUAAUCCAACAAGGGCAUGGAUGAGCAACAAUGGGGCUACAUGAGCAUUCAUACCAGUCCAUUUUCUGGUAUAUUUUAACACAAUCCCGUUACUUGAUGGAAUAGAUUUUUUUAAAUGUAGGAAAAUGUAGAUGCACAUUUUGGACCCCAAAUGUUGCUACCUAUAUAAAAUAAGUACACUGUUCAUAAUAAUAAACUGUUAAUAUCGUCAAUAAUUUUUUUUUGUUUUCCGUUCAUGUGAAUGGCGAACGUCAAAUUGGCGUUUUGUAUUACUGCAA